AUGGGGCAAAGAUAUGAGCUGAAUCCCAUGUGGAUGGUGAGCGAUAUAGCGAGAGAACUGAUGGAGAAGGCUCGGUUCCCCGAGCGGCGAUGCCUCGGUCUUGACGUAGUUAGCCAGAUGGCUAAGCUAGCCUAUUUUAACGAGCCACAGCGACAUUGGUAG
Nannizzia gypsea CBS 118893 is the source of this 162-nucleotide messenger RNA. RefSeq lists its product as hypothetical. The transcript is spliced from 3 exons. Lineage: Eukaryota; Fungi; Ascomycota; Eurotiomycetes; Onygenales; Arthrodermataceae. The coding region runs from base 1 to 162 and encodes 53 amino acids. The record is from RefSeq and is a predicted model, not a curated record.